Messenger RNA from Penaeus indicus, 1136 nucleotides. Its product is annotated as sulfotransferase 1C4-like. Gene Ontology annotation, biological process: sulfation. The record is from RefSeq and is a predicted model, not a curated record. Bases 153 to 1121 code for a protein of 322 amino acids. The transcript is spliced from 7 exons. Gene Ontology annotation, cellular component: cytoplasm. NCBI's taxonomy places the organism in Eukaryota, Metazoa, Arthropoda, Malacostraca, Decapoda, Penaeidae. Gene Ontology annotation, molecular function: sulfotransferase activity.
GAUCGAUAUAAUUUAGGAAUUUUUACAAGAAAACAAGUAGUAAAACACAGAGAAUGAAUUGGCAUCAUUGAAAUAACAUAAACAGUCUCAGGGUUACAAAAGACAUUCCUACUGACAGACGCGAUUUUGCCCUCGCCCAGAACGCAUCUGAGAUGGCAACACUAGCCAGCGGUCACACGGCGAAAGCGCUCGAGGGGGACGAGCUGGCGAAACUACUCGAAAAUUUCCCCAGCUACAAGAAUGGGUUGAUGAGGCUCUCCCCCGGUGGUUGGGUCUUUUCGAAUGGCUACUGCAACUUAGCCGACAAGCUCUACAACUUCGAGUUCCGCGAGGGCGACGUGCUGGUGAUGACGUGGCCCAAGUGUGGAACAACAUGGACGCAGGAGAUCGUGUGGACAAUGAGGAACAACCCGGACCUGAACAACCCAGAGGCGGACGUGGCCAUCAUGGAUCGCGUUCCGUUCAUGGAAGCCGACAUGUUCAUUUCCUCAGAUGAUCCCUCUGAGGACGAAAUGCCCGUGUCCGAAAUGUUCAAGAAGCUCUGUCCGAAUGGCAACCCCCGCGACGGCGUGAGCUUCCAGAUAGCGCAGGCGACCCCCGACCCUCGCACGCUGAAGACCCACCUGCCUUUCUCCCUCUUCGCGCCCUCGCUCCUGGAGAAGGUCAAGGUGGUUUACGUCGCCAGGAACCCGAAGGACACUGUGCUCUCCUACCUGCACCACCACAAGCUCUUCAGGGCGCAGUCCUUCGUCGGCUCCCUCGAGACGUUCGUCGAUUACUUUCUGGAAGACGAUUUGAUAUACGGGCCGUACUGGCUGCACCUGAAGGAGGUGUGGCAGCGGCGCGACCACCCCAACCUGCACUUCGUCUUCUACGAGGACCUCAAAGCGGACAUCAAGGGCGAACUGAAGAAGCUGGACGCCUUCCUCGGGACGCGGCUCUCCGAAGACCAGAUCGCUAAUGUCGCCAAACACACCAGUUUCGAAGAGAUGAAGUCGAGGAACAACCUAUUCAUCAACAAAGACAUGUUCAAGAACGAGGUUGUCGUCGACCAGGAAGUCCUUAAGAAAGACGGCGGAUUCUUCAGACAAGGUGAGGGAAUCGGGAAGUCAGAAGCUUGAUUAAAUUGAAUAAGA